Molecule: messenger RNA, 2183 nt
Organism: Myzus persicae (green peach aphid)
Lineage: Eukaryota; Metazoa; Arthropoda; Insecta; Hemiptera; Aphididae
Gene: Aldh7A1
Product: putative aldehyde dehydrogenase family 7 member A1 homolog
Exons: 7
Coding region: 101-1714 (537 amino acids)
Molecular function (GO): aldehyde dehydrogenase (NAD+) activity
Source: RefSeq, a predicted model, not a curated record
UUUCAACAGUUUUUAAUUAUCUAUGGACUGUUAAUAUAAUCCAAGAUCAAAUAUUUAUAGUUACUAAUAUUAUUGUACAGCUAUAAAACUUUAAAUAACCAUGAAUUGCUUAAAUUCUAGUCCUUUAAAACCACUUAAGUUUUUGAAGUAUGUUCAUCUGUCUCUAAGAAAAAGCAGUAGUUUUUUAAUUAAUGACAGUAAAUAUUCAUUUCUCAAAGAACUUGGCUUAAGCGAAGAAAAUGUAGGUGUGUAUGACGGACAAUGGGACGCAAAUGGAAAUGUAACUACAUCGUUUUGUCCAGCAAAUGGUCUGCCAAUUGCUUCAGUACGUAAUGGUAAUGAAGAAGAUUAUGAUAGAUGUGUCUCAAAUGCUCUUGAAGCAUGGAAGAUAUGGUCUGAUAUGCCUGCACCAAAACGUGGUGAAAUCGUUAGGCAAAUUGGUAGCGCGUUUAGACAAAAAUUAGAGCCACUUGGAAAAUUGGUAUCAUUGGAAAUGGGUAAAAUUUUGGGAGAAGGUAUCGGUGAAGUCCAAGAGUAUAUUGAUAUUUGUGAUUAUGCUGUUGGUAUGUCAAGAAUGUUUAAUGGUUCAAUAUUUCCUUCUGAAAGACCAAAUCAUGUUAUGUUGGAGCAAUGGAAUCCAUUGGGACUAGUAGGAAUUAUUAGUGCAUUUAAUUUUCCUGUAGCAGUUUAUGGUUGGAAUAGUGCUAUCUCCAUGAUAUGUGGUAAUGUUGUAAUAUGGAAAGGAGCACCAACUACUUCUCUUACUUCAAUUGCAACUACAAAAAUUUUAGCAUCAGUCUUAGAAAAAAAUAAUAUUCCGGGAGCUGUUCUAUCUUUGUGUACUGGUGAUGUUGAUAUUGGGGUGUCAAUGGUUAAUGACAAAAGGGUGAAUUUAGUUUCUUUUACUGGAAGUAGUUCUGUUGGCCAAAAAGUUGGUGUGGAAGUGCAAAAACGAUUUGGUCGUGUAUUAUUAGAACUGGGCGGUAAUAAUGCUAUUAUUGUUACUCCUGAUGCUAAUCUUGAAAUGGUAUCGCAAUCUGUGGUUUUUGCGUGUUGUGGAACAGCUGGGCAAAGAUGUACCACUACCAGAAGAUUAAUUUUGCAUAAAUCGAUUUAUAAUACUGUUUUGGUAAACUUGGUUAAGGCAUAUUCUAAUGUUUUAAAAAGAUUGGGAGAUCCGCUUGAUGUAACUACUCUUUAUGGUCCUAUGCAUUCAUCAACAGCUGUGGAAAAUUUUAAGCAAACAAUAUCUGAGGCUAUUGAGGCUGGAGGACAAAUUGAAUUUGGAGGAAAAGUUUUAGAUAGACCUGGUUAUUUUGUUGAACCUACCAUUAUAUCAGGUUUGAGGUUUGAUUCACCUGUAGUACGCCGUGAAACAUUUGCUCCUAUUGUUUAUGUAUUAAAGUAUGAUACUUUGGAAGAAGCUAUUGAGUGGAAUAAUAGUGUAGAUCAAGGAUUAUCAUCUAGUAUCUUCACUAAUGAUGUUGGAACAGUAUUCAAAUGGACUGGCCACAGAGGAUCAGAUUGUGGUAUUGUUAAUGUUAAUAUACCAACAAACGGAGCAGAGAUUGGUGGUGCAUUUGGUGGUGAAAAGCAUACUGGUGGUGGACGAGAGUCUGGUUCAGAUUCUUGGAAACAGUAUAUGAGAAGAUCAACUAUUACAAUUAAUCAUGGAUCUGGAUUAACAUUGGCUCAGGGCAUUAAAUUUGAAUAAUAUAAUUUAAUACACAAAUUUUAAUUAAAAAUUAAAAAUAUUGAAGAUUAUUUUACAUUUAAUUAUUAUUAAUUUGAAAUUUCCAAGAUAAUAAUAUUUGUAUAGAUGUUUAACAUGAUAUGUUAUUCCAACCAUUUAUUAAUUUGAAAUUAUUUAUAUUAAAUACAUUCCAAUUUCCUACUUAUAUUUUUCAGAUAAGGUAUACUUAAGGUAUAAUGUAUAAUCAUUUAAUAUUUGAAAAAACAAACACAUAAGUAGACUAAUCUCAGCUCACAAUAGUUAUUUAUGGCUUUUACAGUAUAACAUAAUAAGUAAAAUUAUUGUCAAUGAAGUGAAUUGACUUUUGAGUGUCUAAUAAUUGCAAUUCCUUGUAUUUUAUGAAUUUUUCUCAGUUUAAUAAUGAUUUACAUUUUUUAUUAAAAUAUUAUAACAAUGUUCUGUGGUGUAAUAUAAUUUGUAAUUUUUUGAA